Molecule: messenger RNA, 1650 nt
Organism: Triticum turgidum subsp. durum (durum wheat)
Lineage: Eukaryota; Viridiplantae; Streptophyta; Magnoliopsida; Poales; Poaceae
Source: the annotation of a GenBank genome assembly
AUGCUGGAAGGGAUGCAUCAACUUGUUGGCCGGGGCCGAGAUCACACCAGUGGAGACACUGGCAGACCAAGGACACUGGAGAACGCAGGUCCGUGGACGCCGGGACUGGAGCAGUGCCGUCCAAGAACCACCGUGAAACUUCAGCCGCCUGCCAAAGGACGCGAUGACCACACAUACACAAGUUGUUGUCGUAGCUCGGAGAAGGCGCCGUCAGGGACGGAGGGUGGCUUGCAACGAGGCAAGGCCGAGCCCCGGCCUGCCCGGCCACCUCACCCAAAGGCCUCACCCACCCCAAACAGCAGCAUAGUUAGCCAAGUCAGACCAGACCAUUGUGCGGGUCUUUUCAAAGUUUUCGUGUUUGCCACCAAUAAAGCAGGAGGGGGUCAAAGCAGAAGAAGCGCGAUGCAGUGCUUCCGGUUCGCGAGCUGGGACAAGGAGCGGGACAAGGAGGAGCUGCAGGCACGGCGGUCGGGCUCAGAGUGCUGCUCGCUCACCGUCUCGUCCGAGAUCAGCGUCGAGUCCUUUGGCCGGUACCGGCAGCUGUCGCUGCCGCAGCGGCCCAACAAUGACCUCCGCAUCUUCACCUUCCAGGAGCUCAAGAGCGCCACCCGGAGCUUCAGCCGUGCACUCAUGAUCGGCGAGGGCGGUUUUGGCUGCGUCUACCGCGGCACCAUCCGGAGCACCCUCGAGCCGCGCCGAAGCCUCGAUGUCGCCAUCAAGCAGCUCGGACGCAAAGGCCUCCAGGGACAUAAGGAAUGGGUGACCGAGGUGAACUUUCUUGGGGUGGUGGGUCAUCCCAACCUGGUGAAGCUCAUCGGCUACUGCGCAGAGGACGACGAGAGGGGGAUUCAGUUGCUGCUCGUCUACGAAUUCAUGCCUCACGGAAGCCUAGCUGAUCACCUGUCAACAAGAUCACCAAAGCCCGCUUCAUGGGCAAUGAGGCUGAGAGUAGCACUCGACACUGCUCGUGGUCUCAAGUACCUGCACGAAGAUUCCGAAUUCAAGAUAAUAUUCCGUGAUCUGAAGCCUUCAAACAUCCUGCUCGACGAGAACUGGAACGCAAAACUGUCGGACUUCGGCUUGGCUAGACUGGGGCCGCAAGAGGGAAGCCAUGUUUCAACAGCGGUGGUGGGUACUAUAGGGUAUGCAGCUCCUGAGUAUAUCCAUACAGGACGCCUCAGCAGUAAGAAUGACAUAUGGAGCUAUGGAGUGGUUCUCUACGAGCUCCUCACAGGCCGGAGGCCUCUGGACCGGAACAGACCGAGGGGUGAACAGAACCUUGUGGAAUGGGUGAAGCCCUACUCCUCCGACACCAAGAAGUUUGAAACCAUAAUGGAUCCAAGGCUCGAAGGGAACUACAGCAUGAAGUCGGCAGUCAGGAUUGCCUCGCUGGCAAACAAGUGCCUGGUGCGCCAUGCAAGGUAUAGACCUAAGAUGAGCGAGGUGCUGGAGAUGGUGCAGAAGAUUGUCGAUAGCAGUGACCUUGGAACACCAGAGCAUCCCCUGAUAAGCCAUUCAAAAGAAUUGGCUAGUGAUGAGAAAAAAAGGAAAGGCCUUGAUCUGAAGAGGAGGAUCGCUGGUAUUAAAGCUGGAGAUGGUAGAUGGCUUACAUGGCACAAGUGGACACCCAAGCUUGUGAGAACACAAUGA